AUGGGUGGGCUCCUCUCGCGCCGCGGAGCGUCCGUACGCCUCGCUUCAUGGAACGUCGCCGCAGUCAACAACAACCCAUUCGAGUACUACACCACGCUCGCCGACCCUCGGUACGAGCAGCUCAUGGUGGCGGUGGGCGAGCUGAUCGACGCGCCAGGCGAGCGCGAUGUGCCCGUUCGCUCUGUCUUCACGCAGCCCAUGUUCGAGAAGCUCAAGGCCUCGAUGGCGGCGCAGGGGUGGGCGGGGAUCGAUGCCGUCGAGGAGGUUUGGGAGAGCGACCUCGCCAGCCGGCCGAUCGUGUCUGGCUUUCUCAAGGACAAGGAGAUCGGCGCCAAGCGGCUGGCGUCGAUGCCUGACCGCUUCACAAACACCAUCAACACGGAGGACGGGCGCACCGUCUGCCGCCCCACCGUCAUCAACAACUACGACGUGCCGAUGCCCGACGGAGACGCGUGGUUUGCGCAGUGGCACGCCUUCUUCUUCGAGGCGCCGCUGCUCGCCAAGUCGGGCGCCGCGGCGCCGCGCCUGCCGUGCGCCAUGCUCUCGCCGAUCAAGCGCUCCAAGUACGCCGACGUCGACCUCCUCUUCCUGCAGGAGGUGCUCGAGCCACGCGACUGCGACGCGGUGCGCGACCAGAACUCGCUCAUCCUCGUCGCGAAGCGCCUGCUCGCCGGCCCGGCGGGCGAGGCGCUGUUAGAGGUCGAGCUGGGCGCCGAGGCGCUGAGUGGCGCGCUUGCGACGGGGCGCAGGGGCCGCGGCGCACCGGUGGCAGAGGGCGACCUCUGCGUCUUCCGCGCCAGGCUUGAGCUCGGCGGCGAAGGCGGCGCCACCGAGCUGCUCCUCGCGUCGUUCCACGGCGACACGAACGGCCUCGCGUCGACGCCGGUGGCGGCGGGCCUUCCCCUCCUCGUGGGCAUCGACGCGAACACCUACCUGACACGCGACCCAAAGGGCGGCAAGAAGUUCGUCGGCGACCCGCGCGGCGACUUUGUGGCCGAGUGCGCGUCGGGUGAGGCGCCGCUCGCGCACUCGUGGCAGGGGCGAGCUCACCGGAAGGGCUGGCAGACGACCUACAACGCGCGCACCUACCUGCAGCCGCAACUCAACAAGGCGGUGCGCUACGCCGAGCGCGCCACCUCCAGCCUCGCCGACAACAACCCGAAGGACUUCCUCCUCUACUCGGAGGGCGCGUUUGAGGGCGCGGGCGCGUGCGCGCGCGACAACACGGGGCAGGGGAGCUACGUCGAAGGCCUUCCCCGCCGUCAUCGCGUCGCGAGAGCCCGACCGCCGCUCACCCCCAGGAGUGCCCCGACGCUUUCUCGAGUAGGCACGAGCAUUCCGACGCUCACCUUCCCCAGCGACCACUGCAUCGUGUCAACCACACUGCGGUUGCGGUGA
This is a messenger RNA of Emiliania huxleyi CCMP1516, 1398 nucleotides long. RefSeq lists its product as hypothetical. Lineage: Eukaryota; Haptophyta; Isochrysidales; Noelaerhabdaceae. The transcript has 9 exons. Bases 1 to 1398 code for a protein of 465 amino acids. The record is from RefSeq and is a predicted model, not a curated record.